AUGCAUCUCGUUCUUCCUCCAUUGUUACUUCCUUUUUCAUUUAUACUGCUUAUAUACACACUCUUCUUCUUCUUCUUCUUCUUCUUCUUCUUCUUCUUCUUCAAUCAUUUCCUUCAUUAUUACUACUUUUUUAUUGAUCAUUCAUAUACAAUUUUCCACCUCAUCUACUUCUUCUUUUUCCUCCACCUCCUCCUCCCUUCUUCUUCUUCUUCUUCUUCUUCUUCUUCUUCUUCUUCUUCUUCUUCUUCUUCUCUUCUUACGUAUCUUCUCCUUCUUCUUCUUUUUCUUCUUCUUCUUCUUCAUCAUCAUCAUCUUCUUCCAUCAACACAUAUUACUUAUUUUUCACUCACCAUUAUUAACUUUUCAUUGAUACUACAUUCUUCUUUUUCUUCUUCUUCUUCUUCUUCUUCUUCUUCUUCUUCUUCACAUUCUCAAUCAUUUCCUUCAUUAUUACUUCUUUUUUUAUUGAUCCUUCAGAUACAAUUUUUCCUCCUCAUCUCCUUCUUCUUUUUCCUUCUUUUUCUUCUGUGGCUGCAUUCUACCACCUUUUCAGUCAUGAUUAUUAAUUUUAGAAUAAUAGUACGUAUCUUCAUCUUCUUCUUCUUCUUCUUCUUCUUCUUCUUCUUAUUAUUAUUAUUAUUAUUAUUAUUAUUAUUAUUAUUCAUGAACCUUUCUUUCACCAUUCUUCUCUUGGCCGAUAUUCUUCACCGAUUAUUUUAUAAUCCAUCUCUUCAUAUUCGUCCCUCCUCUUCUUUACUCCACGCAAUUUUGUGCUAUUAUACAAUCUCUCUCUCUAUCUAUCUAUCUAUCUAUCUAUCUAGCUAG
Molecule: messenger RNA, 825 nt
Organism: Acanthosepion pharaonis
Lineage: Eukaryota; Metazoa; Mollusca; Cephalopoda; Sepiida; Sepiidae
Source: the annotation of a GenBank genome assembly